Molecule: messenger RNA, 7991 nt
Organism: Leopardus geoffroyi (Geoffroy's cat)
Lineage: Eukaryota; Metazoa; Chordata; Mammalia; Carnivora; Felidae
Gene: DIP2C
Product: disco interacting protein 2 homolog C
Exons: 39
Coding region: 271-5112 (1613 amino acids)
Source: RefSeq, a predicted model, not a curated record
ACGGUUGAGCACAGAGAAGGUUUCUGAUGACCCUCUGAGUCUCACUUUCCUGCAGUCCCCAGAUGUGGGGGCGGGGACUAUGCUGCUUCUCCGCUGAACCCAAGUUUUAUUUGCCUAAUGAGUCUUAUUUGCCUUUCUGUCCUGUGGACUUUGUGCUUUUUCCAACCUGGAAUGUAAAUAAAUGAAAAGGGGUGUUCUCUUCCAUCACCAGCCUCUGUUUAUGUGCAGGGCUCAGAUCAGCUGGGUAUUUGGAAGUUUCUGUGCACAUCGAUGGCAUUUUUUGUUUUUAAGAAUAAUUUAAAAGUGUGGUUAUUUGUCCUCGAAAUGGGUGACAUCACCCAAAAAGGAUAUGAAAAGAAGAGGUCAAAACUAAUUGGAGCCUACCUGCCCCAGCCUCCGACAGCGAAUGGAGCUGCCGUGGUCCGGUGUAGACUGCAGCACAGUGAAGGAGCCCCGGGAAGAGCGCUGCACUCCGGCAACAUCGGGGUGUGUGACAUCCGAGAAGCCGCGGUCAGAGAGCGGGCGGCCAGCACCGCGGGGAACCGGCCGCUGUUUUACUUUCGCUUCGGGGUGGAUCAAGCUUUGCCUCCCGAGCGCCGGGCUCCAGUCACUCCUGCCUCUUCCACUCGCUAUCACCGCCGAAGGUCCUCAGGGUCACGAGAUGAGCGCUAUCGGUCGGAUGUCCACACAGAAGCUGUGCAGGCAGCGCUGGCUAAACACAAAGAAAGGAAGAUGGCAGUGCCUAUGCCUUCCAAACGCAGGUCCUUGGUUGUGCAGACCUCGAUGGACGCCUACACACCUCCAGAUACCUCUUCUGGCUCGGAAGACGAAGGCUCGGUGCAGGGAGACUCCCAGGGGACCCCCACCUCCAGCCAGGGCAGCAUCAACAUGGAGCACUGGAUCAGCCAGGCCAUCCACGGCUCCACCACAUCCACGACCUCUUCCUCCUCCACCCAAAGCGGGGGGAGCGGCGCCGCCCACAGACUGGCCGACGUCAUGGCCCAGACGCACAUAGAAAAUCACUCUGCACCUCCUGAUGUAACCACUUACACCUCAGAACACUCGAUACAAGUAGAAAGGCCACAAGGCUCAACGACAUCACGGACGGCACCAAAGUAUGGCAACGCGGAGCUCAUGGAGACUGGCGAUGGGGUGCCAGUAAGUAGCCGGGUGUCAGCGAAAAUUCAACAGCUCGUCAAUACGCUCAAACGACCGAAGCGGCCGCCGUUACGGGAAUUCUUUGUUGAUGACUUUGAAGAAUUGCUGGAAGUUCAGCAACCGGAUCCGAACCAGCCAAAGCCAGAGGGAGCGCAGAUGUUGGCGGUACGUGGGGAGCAGCUGGGAGUGGUGACGAAUUGGCCGCCAUCGCUCGAAGCUGCAUUGCAGCGGUGGGGGACCAUCUCCCCGAAGGCCCCAUGCUUGACCACGAUGGACACGAACGGGAAGCCCCUGUACAUCCUUACUUACGGCAAACUGUGGACAAGAAGUAUGAAGGUUGCUUACAACAUUCUGCAUAAAUUAGGUACAAAGCAGGAACCUAUGGUACGACCAGGAGACAGGGUGGCGCUGGUGUUCCCCAACAAUGACCCCGCCGCAUCCAUGGUGGCCUUCUACGGCUGCCUGCUGGCUGAAGUUGUUCCCGUGCCCAUCGAAGUGCCACUCACCAGAAAGGACGCAGGGAGCCAGCAGAUCGGGUUCUUGCUUGGAAGCUGUGGAGUCACUGUGGCCUUGACGAGCGACGCCUGCCACAAAGGGCUGCCGAAAAGCCCAACCGGGGAGAUCCCCCAGUUCAAAGGUUGGCCAAAGCUGCUGUGGUUUGUCACAGAGUCGAAGCAUCUCUCCAAGCCCCCUCGAGAUUGGUUCCCACACAUCAAAGAUGCGAACAAUGAUACCGCGUACAUAGAGUAUAAGACCUGCAAGGACGGAAGCGUGCUCGGGGUGACCGUGACCAGGAUCGCGCUGCUGACCCACUGCCAGGCCCUCACGCAGGCAUGCGGCUACACGGAAGCGGAAACCAUAGUGAAUGUGUUGGAUUUCAAGAAGGACGUUGGGCUCUGGCAUGGCAUCCUAACAAGCGUCAUGAACAUGAUGCACGUGAUCAGCAUCCCAUACGCGCUGAUGAAGGUGAACCCGCUGUCGUGGAUUCAGAAGGUCUGCCAGUACAAAGCAAAGGUGGCUUGUGUCAAAUCCAGGGACAUGCACUGGGCAUUAGUAGCACACAGAGAUCAGAGAGACAUCAACCUCUCUUCUCUCCGGAUGCUGAUCGUGGCUGAUGGUGCAAAUCCCUGGUCUAUCUCCUCCUGCGACGCGUUCCUCAACGUCUUCCAAAGUAAAGGCCUGCGCCAGGAGGUCAUCUGUCCUUGUGCCAGCUCCCCAGAGGCUCUCACCGUCGCCAUCCGGAGGCCCACAGAUGACAGCAACCAGCCCCCGGGCCGGGGUGUCCUCUCCAUGCACGGGCUUACCUACGGGGUCAUCCGGGUGGACUCCGAAGAAAAGCUGUCUGUGCUCACCGUGCAGGAUGUCGGCCUCGUGAUGCCUGGCGCCAUCAUGUGUUCAGUGAAGCCGGACGGCAUUCCCCAGCUGUGUAGAACGGAUGAAAUCGGGGAGCUCUGCGUGUGCGCCAUUGCCACGGGCACGUCCUAUUACGGCCUCUCGGGCAUGACCAAGAACACCUUCGAGGUGUUCCCCGUGACGAGCUCGGGGGCCCCUGUCAGCGAGUACCCCUUCGUAAGGACGGGCCUGCUGGGCUUCGUCGGCCCCGGGGGGCUCGUCUUCGUGGUGGGCAAGAUGGACGGGCUCAUGGUGGUCAGCGGGCGCAGACACAACGCGGACGACAUCGUCGCCACGGCGCUGGCCGUGGAGCCCAUGAAAUUCGUCUACAGAGGAAGGAUAGCUGUGUUUUCCGUAACUGUCCUGCACGACGAGAGGAUAGUGAUUGUGGCCGAGCAGAGGCCAGACUCCACGGAGGAGGACAGCUUCCAGUGGAUGAGCAGGGUGUUACAGGCAAUUGACAGCAUACAUCAAGUUGGGGUUUAUUGCCUGGCCUUGGUUCCAGCAAACACCCUCCCCAAAACCCCACUCGGUGGGAUCCACUUGUCAGAAACGAAGCAGCUCUUCCUGGAGGGCUCACUCCACCCCUGCAACGUCCUGAUGUGUCCCCAUACCUGUGUCACAAACUUGCCUAAACCUCGACAGAAGCAGCCAGAAAUUGGCCCUGCCUCUGUGAUGGUGGGGAACCUGGUGUCUGGGAAGAGGAUUGCGCAGGCCAGCGGCAGAGACCUGGGCCAGAUAGAGGACAAUGAUCAGGCCCGCAAGUUCCUGUUUCUGUCGGAGGUCCUGCAGUGGAGGGCGCAGACCACCCCCGACCACGUCCUGUACACGCUGCUCAACUGUAGGGGUGCCAUAGCAAGCUCGCUGACGUGUGUGCAGCUGCAUAAGCGCGCCGAGAAGAUCGCCGUGAUGCUACUGGAGAGGGGGCACCUGCAGGACGGGGACCACGUGGCUCUCGUCUACCCACCAGGAAUAGACCUGAUUGCAGCUUUUUACGGCUGCCUGUAUGCGGGCUGCGUGCCCAUAACCGUCCGCCCCCCGCACCCGCAGAACAUCGCCACCACGCUGCCCACCGUGAAGAUGAUCGUGGAGGUGAGUCGCUCUGCCUGCUUGAUGACAACACAGCUGAUCUGUAAGUUGUUGCGGUCCCGGGAGGCAGCUGCGGCCGUAGACGUCAGGGCGUGGCCCCCCAUACUGGACACAGACGAUUUGCCAAAGAAACGGCCUGCCCAGAUCUACAAACCUUCCAACCCAGACACGCUAGCUUAUCUUGACUUCAGUGUGUCCACAACGGGGAUGCUGGCCGGAGUGAAGAUGUGCCACGCAGCCACCAGUGCCUUCUGCCGCUCCAUCAAGCUGCAGUGUGAGCUCUACCCCUCGAGAGAAGUGGCCAUCUGCUUGGACCCGUACUGCGGACUUGGGUUUGUCCUGUGGUGCCUCUGCAGCGUGUACUCUGGGCACCAGUCCAUUCUCAUCCCGCCUUCUGAGCUGGAAACCAACCCUGCCUUGUGGCUUCUUGCCGUGAGUCAGUACAAAGUCCGGGACACGUUCUGCUCCUAUUCAGUGAUGGAACUUUGUACCAAGGGGCUGGGCUCACAGACAGAAUCACUCAAGGCACGGGGCCUGGACUUGUCCCGCGUGCGGACCUGUGUGGUCGUGGCAGAGGAGCGGCCUCGGAUAGCGCUCACCCAGUCUUUCUCAAAGCUCUUUAAAGACCUGGGUCUCCACCCGCGGGCCGUGAGCACCUCCUUCGGCUGCAGAGUGAACCUGGCCAUUUGCUUGCAGCCCCACAGGCUGUGGAAGGCGGCCGAGCAGGGGACCUCGGGACCUGACCCAACCACCGUGUAUGUUGACAUGCGAGCUCUGAGGCACGACAGAGUGCGUUUAGUGGAAAGAGGCUCUCCUCACAGCUUGCCGCUGAUGGAAUCAGGAAAAAUCCUCCCGGGGGUUCGGAUCAUAAUUGCCAAUCCAGAAACAAAAGGACCGUUGGGCGACUCCCACCUGGGUGAGAUCUGGGUUCACAGUGCCCACAACGCCAGUGGCUACUUCACCAUUUAUGGAGACGAGUCCCUCCAGUCAGACCACUUCAACUCAAGGUUAAGUUUCGGAGACACGCAGACGGUCUGGGCGCGGACGGGCUAUUUGGGGUUCCUGCGGAGGACGGAGCUCACAGACGCAAACGGAGAGCGCCACGAUGCCCUGUAUGUGGUGGGGGCUCUGGAUGAGGCAAUGGAGCUGCGGGGGAUGAGGUAUCACCCGAUAGACAUCGAGACCUCAGUCAUCAGAGCCCAUAAAAGCGUCACAGAAUGCGCUGUGUUCACCUGGACAAAUUUGCUGGUGGUGGUGGUUGAGCUUGAUGGGUCCGAGCAAGAAGCCUUGGACCUGGUCCCCUUGGUGACCAAUGUGGUCCUGGAGGAGCACUACCUGGUGGUGGGGGUGGUGGUUGUGGUGGACAUCGGUGUGAUCCCCAUCAACUCCCGGGGAGAGAAGCAGCGCAUGCACCUGCGUGACGGGUUUUUGGCCGACCAGCUGGACCCCAUCUAUGUGGCCUACAACAUGUAGUCUCGUCUCUGGCUCCCAUGGACCUUUCCAGGGAAGGAAACGUUUUUCUCGGUGUCACUGAAGUUUGCAGACACGAGGGCAACAUUCACUGGGAUGGAGCCUUUGGUCACGCCUCAGCGAGACUCCACAGCGGUCCUGGUUGGCAUGGGGGUGAAAUGUGAAAUGUGAAUUUACCACUGAAGUUUGCUCAGAAGGACUUUGGAUUACUGCCUUCGGUUUGUUGGAAAACCCAUUUCAAAAACUUUCUUUUCUUUUUUUUGUUUUUUUAAUUAUUGGAUAAGUGCUUUCUUCGUAAAUGUGGUAUUUUGUUAAGCCAAAAUAGCAAUUAAAAAAUAUUCUGCCCUCAAGAUGGGUUCUUUUAAACAAUUUAUGUAGUGUGACAAAGAAUUGUUUUCUCUGUUUAAUGUGUCAUGAAAUCUUAAUGACAUGGACCUUGUUACUGAUUUAAGCCAUUGCUAGAUCUUAUCCUUUUAGGAAAGUUUGUUGAGGUACGAGGAAACCUUCCAAAUAGCACCUUCCAAUUAGAUUUUAGCAGCUUUCUUUGUCAGAAAUGUACUGAAGAAACAAAGGCUAGCAUACGGCCUUGGAAGUUAGCAUAGAGUGAGAAGGAAUUAUACAUAAGGUGUAUUUCGGCAACUAUCUUGCAGAUAACUUUGUACUAAACUAAAAAGAUAAAAUAAGUUAACUUCUUCAUAUGUAAUUAUGUACAAAACGUUUAAUUUAUUUUGAUCUCUUUAGAAGUAUAAAAGAGAAAAAACAUUCAAGAACAUUAAAGUCUUGUAAUGUUUGCUAAUAUAAAAAAGUGUUGUAUUAUCUUGCGUGGAUAGUAUCACAACAAAUAUAUAUAUAUGAAAUAUAAAUUCACUAAUGAACAAAGGAGAUUUUAAAGUUUAAAAUGCAGAACCUGUCACUUGCAUGGUGUCCCCUCCACUGUACUGUAGAUAAAGAGAGAUUCUCUCACACCCACUUUGCUGAUGUGAGCAAUCACAGAUUGCCGGUAGCCCGGUCUAAAUGUUUCUUCUAGAACCAGAGACCAGCAAGUGAAAUUAUUGCCAUCUCAGAGAUGGGGAAGGAAUUUGAGGCUAAAUGUGCACUAUCUUUCCUUUGCUGUGGGGGCAACAGCGAACGGUGUGCCAGCAUGUGCUUAGUACGCGGAGCGGGCAUUAGGGAAGGCAGGUGUGUGUGGCACUGUUCUCUUAGCUGCAAGAAUUCGCUGCACAAUGUUCUUCAUCAUUUUUGUUAGUGUCACCCCUUUUGGUCCUUGGUAUGAAAAGGAAUGAUAUUCUGUGGUCGUUUGCACUGGGUUGUGUUGAGUCCCCUCAGAUGGCCACUGUAUGGAGUGGACAGAGUGUCCAGAACAGCUUUAAGGGAAAAGACUCACCUAGGAGAUCGUCUCCUCGGCCAGCUCUCUGGGGUUCCCUGCCCCGGCGUGAGCAAAACCCACAGGGAACUCGCAUGAGCUGCCCCCGGACUCCUAACAGAGCCACUGGCUGGAGCAAGAAAGCCUCACAGCUGCCUUCAUCUCGCCACCUGUGGACAACACGUUUCUGAUUUCCGUCUCUUGCUGCUGCUGCUGCUGCUGCUGCUGCUGCUGCUGCCGCCGCUGCUGCCGCUGCCUCACACGCCUUCCAAUUUUCAUGUCUCACCUGUACACUCCUUGAUUGAAUUGGCCCAUCUGUGUCCAGCCAAGAAGAGGUAUCAGCUGUCCAAGCGUGAUUUCUCUCGUAACUGCCCCAAUGUGACCCCGCAGUGGCUCUCGUUGCUAGAAAUGCAUGACCAAGAUUGUUGCUGGGCAAACUUGAGAUUCUCUUUUCGUUAUAUUGUAGGCAAUGUCUUCAUCUGCCUUUGCUGUAUGCGCCAGCAGUAAGCCCUUUGCUAAAAGAGAGUUUUGUUUGACUUCCGAGAUCCCAGGCUACUUGUUUUCUUAAAAUUUUAAGUGGCAUUUUUAAAACUUUGUCUGCAUGUGGGGUGCAUCCUUCCAUCUCCACAAAUUAGUUGACUUUUAAAAUAUUAUUUGGCUUCAUUGCUGUGUGAAUAUUUCUACACGCUUCAGAUACACAUUCCUACAGUCUUCUGCUUCCUACGAGGGGUGGGGGGAAUCCCCACCACACACAGAAAAAAGACAUUUUCUUACACAUACCAACCUUGUUUAAGGGGAAGGAUGGUUUAAGGCUUCAGAUCAUGUACUGAUUAGGAAACACAGUUGCAGGAUAACUUGUGAGGUCUAGCUGAUGUCGGAAGCAAACAAACCAGGUGUCACUUCCAGUAGGACCUUCACAUGCAAGGCGGUGCGGUUGUGAACAUGGUGAGUGACGUCCUAUCAUCUCUCAUGUUAGAGUUGAGGUCAAAGGGUUGGGGGCUGGGAUCAAAGGUCAUUUGUGCAAGAAAAAGGCAAGGAAACCCGUUUCAGCAAUAAAGAAGGAUCGUUCUGUAUUAGAAAUUGUGCUGUAGAUAAAUCAUUCAUGAGAAUGUAACAAUGUUUGUCUUGUGACCUUGUGCUUUUGAAGUCAGACAAAACCGUGUAAUCAACUUGCACAAAGAAGGGUACACAAUGAACAUUGAAACACAGACCUAACCCAACAGGGCGGCUUCCUCAUGGUGCUUGUUUAUUAUAUAUAUUUAAUCCUGCUUGACACUUUACCCAAGGGAAACUGUCCCUUUUAUCAGUUGAAUGUUAGCAGCGUUAUUUCAUAGAGUGUGGUGACUGGUUAGAGAAAUUCAUGUACUCAACCAAUCACGGUUUCAAACAAAAUUUUUAUGUGCAAAGGACGGCAACCUUCUCGUAUGUUAAACCACCAGUAAGCUUUGUACAUCUGUGAUAACGCCUGUUUUAUAUUCAAAUGAACAAAUAAAAGCUUUUAUUUUUGUUGCUCUGAAAA